Messenger RNA from Mizuhopecten yessoensis (Yesso scallop), 1665 nucleotides. RefSeq names its product probable serine/threonine-protein kinase clkA. Lineage: Eukaryota; Metazoa; Mollusca; Bivalvia; Pectinida; Pectinidae. The transcript has a single exon. Bases 1 to 1665 code for a protein of 554 amino acids. The record is from RefSeq and is a predicted model, not a curated record.
AUGAAUUUCACACACCUGUCCAGUAACCUUGACUACACACACCUGUCCAGUAACCUUGACUACAUACACCUGUCCCGUAACCUUGACUACAUACACCUGUCCAGUAACCGUGACUACAUACACCUGUCCAGUAACCUUGACUACACACUCCUGUCCAGUAACCUUGACUACAUACACCUGCCCAGUAACCUUGACUACAUACACCUGUCCCGUAACCUUGACUACAUACACCUGUCCAGUAACCGUGACUACAUACACCUGUCCAGUAACCUUGACUACAUACUUCUGUCCAGCAACAUGAACUUCACACACCUGUCUAGUAACCUUGACUACACACACCUGUCCAGUAACCUUGACUACACACACCUGUUUAGUAACCUUGACUACACACACCUGUUUAGUAACAUUGACUACACACACCUGUUUAGUAACAUUGACUACAUACAUCUGUCCAGUAACAUGAACCACAUAGACCUGUCCAGUAACCAUGGCAACAUACACUUGUUCUUUAACAUUUAUUACAUACACCUGCCUACUAACACUUACUACAUACACUUGUCCAGUAACACUGACUACAUACACCUGUCCAGUAAUAUUGACUACAUACACAUGUCCAGUAAUAAUGAUUACAUACUGUCCAGUAAUAUUGACUACAUACACCUGUCCAGUAACAUGAACCACAUAGACCUGUCCAGUAACCAUGGCAACAUACACUUGUUCAGUUACACUGACUACAUAUACUUGUCAAGUAAUAUUGACUACAUACACCUGUCCAGUAACAUGAACCACAUAGACCUGUUCAGUAGCCUUGAGUACACACACCUGUCCAGUUAUCUUGACUACAUACACCUGUCCAGUAACCAUGGCAACAUACACUUGUUCAGUAACAUUGACUACAUACACCUGUCCAGGAACAUUGACUACAUACACUUGUCCAGUAACAUUGACUACACACACCUGUCCAGUAACCAUGGCAACAUACACUUGUUCAGUAACCUUGACUUCAUACACCUGUCCAAUAACCAUGGUAACAUACACUUAGUCAGUAACAUUGACUACAUACAUUUAUCCAGGAACAUUGACUUCAUACACUUGUCCAGUAGCAUUGACUAUAUACACUUGUCCAGUAACAUUGACUAUAUAAACUUGCCCAGUAACCAUGACAACAUACACCUGUCCAGUAACAUGAACCACAUAGACCUGUCCAGUAACCAUGGCAACAUACACUUGUUCUUUAACAUUUAUUACAUACACCUGCCUACUAACACUCACUACAUACACUUGUCCAGUAAUAUUGACUAUAUACACCUGUCCAGUAACCAUGGCAGCAAACACUUGUUCAGUAACAUUGACUACAUACACCUGUCCAGUAACAUUGACUAUAUACACUUGUCCAGUAACAUUGACUACAUACACUUGUCCAGUAAUGUUGACUACAUACACCUGUCCAGUAAUAUUGACUACAUACACCUGUCCAGUAAAAUUGACUACAUACACCUGUCCAGAAACAUUGACUACAUACACCUGUCCAGUAAUAUUGACUACAUACACCUGUCCAGUAACAUGAACCACAUAGACCUGUCCAAUAGCCUUGACUACACACACCUGUCUAAUAACCUUGACAACAUACAAAUCUUUCCUUGGCUACCUGAAACCGUCGAGUAA